AUGAAGGCCACCCUAAUAGGCUCUGCCCCAGAGGCUUGCAAAGCCACUGACCAGGCACUGCAGCAGAAGACUCAGGCCAUGCCCGCCCGGGCUCCUAGGCAGAAGGUCCUGGUGACUGGAGGAGGAGGCUACCUGGGGUUCAGCCUGGGUUCCCACCUGGCCAAGAGUGGCACCUCUGUCAUCCUGCUCGAUCUCCGCAGACCCCAGUGGGAGCUGGCACCAGGGACCGAGUUCAUCCAGGCUGAUGUCCGAAAUGCAGAAGCCCUCUACCGUGCAUUCAAAGGGGUGGACUGUGUCUUCCACGUAGCCUCCUAUGGAAUGUCUGGUGCUGAGAAGCUGCAAAAAGAGCAGAUUGAGUCUAUAAAUGUCGGAGGCACCAAACUAGUGAUUGAUGUCUGCAUCCACCAGCGCAUUCCCAGGCUCGUCUACACCAGUACUGUCAAUGUGGCGUUUAGCGGAGAGCCCAUAGAGCAAGGGAAUGAGGACUCUCUGCCGUUCUUCCCGCUGGAGAAGCACAUGGACCACUAUUCCCGAACUAAAGCCAUCGCUGACCAGUUGACCCUGAUGGCCAAUGGGACACCUCUUCCAGGAGGAGGCAUUCUACGGACAUGUGUGCUUCGGCCCCCAGGCAUCUACGGCCCUGAAGAGCAAAGACACCUGCCCCGUGUGGUGAGCUACAUCAAGAAGAGACUCUUCAUGUUCCGAUUUGGGGACCGGAAGACGCGGAUGAACUGGGUCCAUGUACACAACCUGGUGCAGGCACACGUGCUGGCGGCUGAGGCCCUCACAGCCACCAAGGGCUUCGUGGCGAGUGGGCAGGCAUACUACAUCAAUGAUGGAGAGAGCGUCAACCUCUUCGAGUGGAUGGCCCCGCUGUUUCAGAAGCUGGGGUACAGCCAGCCCUGGAUCCAGGUGCCUACUUCCUGGGUUUACCUGACAGCCACACUGAUGGAGUAUCUGUACCUGGCCCUCAGGCCUAUCUGCAGCAUGCCGCUGGUGCUCACCCGGAGUGAGGUGCACAGCGUGGCCGUGACGCACACCUUCCAGAUCGCCAAAGCCCGCGCUCAGCUUGGCUACACUCCGGACAAGUUCAACUUCGCCGAGGUCGUGGAGCAUUACGUGCAGUCCACGUCCGAACGGCCCAGCGGCUGCACGGUGUGGACUCUCCUGCGGCUGCUGCUCUUCCUUAGUCUGCUCGCCUUGGCUCUGCACCUCCUGGAACUGCAGCCCCUGGCGGCUGCCGAUGAACGAUGA
Molecule: messenger RNA, 1254 nt
Organism: Chrysochloris asiatica (Cape golden mole)
Lineage: Eukaryota; Metazoa; Chordata; Mammalia; Afrosoricida; Chrysochloridae
Gene: SDR42E2
Product: short chain dehydrogenase/reductase family 42E, member 2
Exons: 12
Coding region: 1-1254 (417 amino acids)
Biological process (GO): steroid biosynthetic process
Molecular function (GO): 3-beta-hydroxy-Delta5-steroid dehydrogenase (NAD+) activity
Source: RefSeq, a predicted model, not a curated record